CAAAAAGGUAACGAAUUUAUGUAGACAUAUUUCUUCCGUAUGACAGAGUAGUCAAGAUCCCUCACUUCACAUAUUGGAUGGCAAUGUUUGUCGGAUUAUUUCUUAAUAUUUAUCUUGUAUUCAUGUUUCAUUUUACUACAGUAUCAGAUUCAAGAAGUGUAGGAAAAAUUUACAGGAAAUGUCGAGCUUCUUGGUCGAAAUGGAUGGUCAGUAAGACAAGUCUUCACUGGAAUAUUAGUGAUAUUAAUUUAAAUGUAACGGGACGUAAAUGUGUAUGGACUAGAACCUCGUGUACUCGGAAUCGACAAUGUCCCUGUGAAACAUACUAUUCAAAAGAAUUGCUGGAUGUCCAAUUACCUCGAAAAAGAAGUCAUGUAUGUGUUCAAACAAAGAGCUGUAGUGUUCUCAUUUGUUCAUCAAUUGUUUAUUUCGGAAGUAAUAUAGAUUCAAACAACUUGGUUAUAAAAACAUACAAAGUUGAAAAUAGAACCGAUGAGAGUCAGAACUUAAUAGGAAUAGUUUAUGUUCCACUUGAUCAUAGUACAUGGAAAUCUUAUGAAGAAGACAACACUCAGGUGAAAGGAGUAAGUGAAGAAGUUAAAAGCGACUCGUAUGUUUAUCUUGAUGUUUUACAAACACCUAUAAGUUCUGUACGAGGUAAAAUUUACUCACCUCUAAGUGAUAAUAAUAAUUAUGACUAUAGAACUGGACACUUGCUUAUUUUCAUAGGAUCCUUGUUAUUUUCGCUUCUGUGUUUAUUAUUUUUUAUCUCUUAUUUUGUUAAAACGUGUUACACAACAAGCUGUACUAACAUUUGGAGUAUGAAGUAUCAUUCCACAAAAACAAACAUUCUUAUUGGUGAAAAUCAAGCGGAAUCUGAUUGAUAUAUUUUUUUGACGUUUUCUCGUCAAUUUAUCCUCAUGGAUUUUUAUCAAUAAGACUUUUAUCCAUUUUU
Molecule: messenger RNA, 955 nt
Organism: Schistosoma bovis
Lineage: Eukaryota; Metazoa; Platyhelminthes; Trematoda; Strigeidida; Schistosomatidae
Source: the annotation of a GenBank genome assembly